This is a messenger RNA of Phlebotomus papatasi, 1188 nucleotides long. It is a transcript of the gene Rpn8, whose product is annotated as 26S proteasome non-ATPase regulatory subunit 7. The transcript has 2 exons. Bases 106 to 1110 code for a protein of 334 amino acids. Gene Ontology annotation, molecular function: protein binding; metallopeptidase activity. Gene Ontology annotation, cellular component: proteasome complex; proteasome regulatory particle. The record is from RefSeq and is a predicted model, not a curated record. Lineage: Eukaryota; Metazoa; Arthropoda; Insecta; Diptera; Psychodidae. Gene Ontology annotation, biological process: proteasome-mediated ubiquitin-dependent protein catabolic process.
AUCCACUUUUUGACAGUCACUCCAAAAAGUGAGGUUAGAAUCGUCGUGUUUUUGCUUUUUCAUUGCAUUUUCCAAGUCAUUUUAUCUGCAAAAAUACGUGAAAAAAUGCCCCCGUCUGAUGUUGUUGUGAACAAGGUGAUUGUCCACCCGCUGGUGCUGCUGAGUGUGGUGGAUCAUUUCAAUAGAAUGGGCAAAAUAGGCAAUCAGAAGCGUGUUGUUGGGGUGCUCCUUGGAUGCUGGCGUGCCAAGGGGGUCCUUGAUGUGUCCAAUAGCUUUGCUGUGCCCUUCGAUGAGGACGACAAGGAGAAGUCUGUGUGGUUCCUGGAUCACGACUACCUGGAGAAUAUGUAUGCCAUGUUCAAGAAGGUGAAUGCCAGGGAGAGAGUUGUGGGAUGGUAUCACACUGGACCGAAGCUCCAUCAGAAUGAUAUUGCCAUUAAUGAACUGAUUAGGCGCUACUGUCCCAAUUCCGUGCUCGUGAUCAUUGAUGCAAAACCCAAGGAUUUGGGAUUACCCACAGAGGCAUACCAUGCCGUUGAGGAAGUUCAUGAUGAUGGCACUCCGACUUCCAAGACAUUUGAACAUGUUCCCAGUGAGAUUGGGGCUGAGGAAGCUGAAGAAGUUGGUGUGGAGCAUCUUUUGAGGGAUAUCAAGGAUACAACUGUCGGGAGCCUGUCGCAGAAAAUAACAAAUCAAUUGAUGGGGUUGAAGGGGCUAAAUCAGCAGCUCAGAAAUAUUCAGAAGUAUCUCGUAAAGGUGGGAAAUGAUCAACUUCCUGUGAAUCAUCAAAUCGUGUAUCAGCUGCAGGAUAUUCUGAAUCUCCUGCCGGAUAUUACACAUGAUAAUUUCACCGACACACUCUACAUCAAGACGAAUGAUCAGAUGCUGGUUGUUUACCUUGCAUCCUUGGUCAGGUCAAUAAUUGCCCUCCACAAUCUCAUCAAUAACAAACUCACCAACAGGGAUGCAGAGGAGGGAAAGAAGGAGGAAGGAAAGGAUAAGAAAGAUAAGGAGAAUAAGGAACUGAAAGAGGGAAAAGAUGGAAAGAAGGAGAAGGAUGAGAAGGAAGGAGAGAAAAAGGAAAAAUCCAAGGAUGAAAAGAAAAAGUAACACCCCAAACAAUUUAAUAUUGUUCUUUUUUAAUUAAUCCUCUCUUAAUCGUAAUAAAUUAAUUCGAUUUAUGAGAAA